AUGCUUCCAAUCACUCUCUUUCUCGGGGCUGCCAUCGUCAUCUUGGUAGGCUCUCGCAUAUUGAGAAUAGGCCAACGUCCCAAGAACUACCCACCCGGACCACCGACGCUACCUCUUAUAGGAAACAUUCAUCAAAUGCCCACUCGCGACGCCCAUCUUCAAUUCGAGAAAUGGGCUCGUGCAUACGGGCCCAUCUACAGCUUGAUUCUGGGCACAAAGUGCUUGAUUGUGCUGUCUAGUGAUGAAGCCGUUAAGGAGCUGCUGGACAAACGAAGUGGUUUGUACUCGCAUCGUCCUGAGAUGUACAUCGGACAGACUUUGUGCAGUGGUAAUCUUCGGUUGCUCAUGAUGUUCCGGAAAAUGAUCCACAAUCUCUUGAAUGUGACCGCUUCCAAGAAGUACAUACCUUACCAAAUGCUCGAGAACCGACAACUGCUCCAUGAUAUCCUCAUACAGCCAGAAGGGUUCCUGAAGCACAUCCGGCGAUACUCCAACGCCCUAACAACCACAAUGGUGUUUGGAUGGCGCACGCCAACAUACGAAGACGACAAAAUGAUGCAGCUCUUCGACGGAUUCUCCAAAUUCGCAGACAUCAACCAAACAGGCACAGCAGCCAUAAUCGACUUCUUCCCCUGGCUACGAAACCUACCCGAAUUUCUCAUCCCAGCCCAGAAAAAAGCCAAAGAGCUCCACCGCCGCGAAAAAGCCUUAUACCUCAGCCACUGGCUCCGAGCAAAAGAAGAAAUCCGCCAAGGCAAACUAAACCCAUGCUUCUGCGCAGGAAUGUACGAAGCCCAGCAGAAAGACGGAUUCAGCGAUGACCAAGCAGCCUAUAUCUCAGGCACACUACUCGAAGCAGGCUCAGACACAACCUCAAGCACGCUUUACGCCUUCAUCCAGGCCAUGCUCCUCUUCCCUGAUGUCCAGCGCAAAGCCCAAGAUGAGAUCGAAAGAGUCAUAGGCUCGUCCAGACUCCCUGUUAUGGAAGAUUUAUCCGAAUUGCAGUACAUCCGAGCCUGUAUGAAAGAAACAGUCCGAUGGAUGCCAACAACCAUUCUCGGCGCCGUUCCCCACGCCGUAACACAAGACGACGAGUACAGGGGGAUGUUCAUUCCCAAAAAUGCAGGCGUCCUCAAUAACGUCUGGGCAAUCCAUAUGGAUCCAAAUCGGCAUCCGAACCCCCGCACAUUCAAUCCAACCCGCUACCUAGAUGAUUGCCAGAGUUUUGGAGACGCAGCUGCGAAUCCGGACCCGUCACAGCGUGAUGUAUUCACAUUUGGUGCGGGAAGACGUAUAUGUCCCGGCAUCCAUGUUGCAGAGCGGAGCUUGUUCCUGGGCAUGGCGCGCAUUCUGUGGGCUUUUAGGAUUGAGGCUGAGAUUGUGGAUGGGAGGCCUGUUUUGCCGGAUCCGGAUCGUCUGACGCAGGGAUUUGUCUGUAUGCCUGAAGAGUUUGGGGCGAGGAUUACGCCGAGGUCGCAGGGGAGGGCGGAUUUGGUUGCUAGGGAGUGGAGAGAGGCUGAGAGGGAUUUUUUGGAUCCUUUGACGAGGCAGUGGGUGCAUUCUCCUGUUGGUUUCAGUUCGUAG
This is a messenger RNA of Penicillium olsonii, 1584 nucleotides long. The record is from the annotation of a GenBank genome assembly. NCBI's taxonomy places the organism in Eukaryota, Fungi, Ascomycota, Eurotiomycetes, Eurotiales, Aspergillaceae.